GUGGCCGGCCCGCGUCCCGUCGGGCGCCGCGCGGGGUCACCGCAGGGUCGGCGCGGGGUCGGCGGGUCAGGCGUCGCAGCUCCGGUGCCCUGGCGGCUCCCCGACUCCGGCGUCUCCCCGGCUUGGCGGCCCGGGCGAGCGGGCGGGCGGGCGCAGAAUGUACACGCUGCUGUCCGGCCUGUAUAAGUACAUGUUUCAAAAGGACGAGUACUGCAUCCUGAUCCUGGGUCUGGACAAUGCCGGGAAAACGACCUUCUUGGAGCAGUCAAAAACCCGCUUCAACAAGAACUACAAGGGGAUGAGUCUGUCCAAAAUCACCACCACCGUGGGUCUAAACAUCGGCACAGUGGACGUGGGCAAGGCUCGCCUCAUGUUCUGGGACCUAGGGGGGCAGGAAGAGCUGCAGUCUUUGUGGGACAAGUACUACGCGGAGUGCCACGGCGUCAUCUACGUCAUCGACUCCACGGACGAGGAGAGGCUGUGCGAGUCCAAGCGCGCGUUCGAGAAGAUGGUCACAAGCGAGGCGCUGGACGGUGUCCCCAUCCUGGUGCUGGCCAACAAGCAGGACGUUGAGACUUGCCUCUCCAUCCCCGACAUCAAGACCGCGUUCAGCGAUUGCAUCUCCAAGAUCGGCAGGCGCGACUGCCUGACCCAGGCCUGCUCGGCCCUCACGGGCAAGGGGGUGCGCGAGGGCAUCGAGUGGAUGGUGAAGUGCGUGGUGCGGAACGUGCACCGGCCGCCGCGGCAGCGGGACAUCACGUAGCGCCUCGGCCCAGGCCCGGAGGAGCUCCUGCCGGCACCGCCGCCGACCCUGGGGGCUGGUACGCCCUGCCCUUCGGUUUUCCACCUGCUUUGUUUCCUCGAAGACAAACUUUCCUCUGUGUCCAAAAGAGCAUAGGCAUCCAGGGGCUGCUUCUCCUGAGGAGGCCAGGCCGGGUGCCGCUGCAGGGUACCACCUGACCCGCACCCGGCCUGGCCUCUACCCUGAGGCCCAGGGUAGGGGCCCCAGGUGGGCCCAUGGUGGCAACCUGCUGGGCAGUGGGGUUGCUAGGUUGUCGGGUACGGCUCCCAGGGCUGCCCCCAGCCUUGUGCCUGUGGAAGAGUCUGCUGGGGCCACGGGUGUCCUCAGCCUCUGCCUCUGGAGGGGGGCUGGGGGCUGCUCUCAGCUUGCGGGGGGCCUGGCCCUCAGCCCUGCCAGGAGCAAUCUGCCUAUGAGGGCAGGUGCCCCCUUUGCGGGGUUACCACCUGGUUGCGACUCCCCCUCCAGGAGGGUAAAGCUCUGUGGUCUUGAGGGGGGGUGGGCACCCACCUACAUGACCAGUUACUAGCUCAGGGGUGCUGGGAGCCUGGGCUGGGGCUGGGCUGGGCCUCUUCCCACCAAGGGGUGGGGGAGGGUCAGAAACCCUUUCCAGGCCUCUGCCCAGGAGCAGAGACCCUCCCACACAGGGCCCAGGGGUGUGGGCAACACCCAGGGAGCCUAGGCGAGUGAUGACAGGGGCCUGGUGGCCUCGUGUCUGAGGGUCACAGCCCCCAGAUGCGCCCCCCCCUCCCGACGCGGGGCCUGGGCUGCGUUGGGAAAGGGGUGAGUCAGGACUGGGGCUGAGGACCAGCUGCAGGUGAGGUGACUCACAGGAGUGGGCUGUGACCCUGCCUCUCCCUGGGGCUCAGGCAGGGGGCUCCCGGGCUGGCGGGGGGGUGGGGGGGGGGCGCUGCCAGGGCUGGGAGGCCGGCGUUGAUGAGUCAAGCUCUUAUCUGACCCUGCCCCAGAAGGGAAAGGCCUCGUUUCCCAGAAAGCCGCAGGGACACGCUGCCCGGCCCGGAGGCGGGCCCCUUCUGGGAAAUCCCCGGGCGGCUCGGCGGGAGGCGCCGCCACCCCGGGCACGCCUGGCACGCCGUCCAUCCUACCCCCUGCCGGCGCCCCUCGGCGGGAAGGGCUCCGGAGCCGGCUGCCCGCCCUCGCCCCGCCGUCCCCCAGGGCCCUCCCUUCCUCGAGGGUCGGUGCAGAUGCUGCCGGAGGGAGGGGCGAGCGGCCCCCCGAGGCGCCCAGGUGUUCCCCCACCAAGUGUGCCCGCCGCACCCCAGACUCCACGCUCCUUUACGAAUCGGCUUUAUAAAAAUAAAGUUAGCGCCGCCCGA
Phacochoerus africanus (Common warthog) is the source of this 2136-nucleotide messenger RNA. RefSeq names its product ADP ribosylation factor related protein 1 (gene ARFRP1). Gene Ontology annotation, cellular component: Golgi apparatus. Gene Ontology annotation, biological process: protein localization to organelle; Golgi to plasma membrane protein transport; intracellular protein transport. The coding region runs from base 158 to 763 and encodes 201 amino acids. Lineage: Eukaryota; Metazoa; Chordata; Mammalia; Artiodactyla; Suidae. The record is from RefSeq and is a predicted model, not a curated record. The transcript has 8 exons. Gene Ontology annotation, molecular function: GTPase activity; GTP binding.